AACGAUGUGGAGAGCCGCGUGACGAUGCGCAAGACCGUGAAGGCCGCGGACAGCCUGAGCCAGUGGUACGGCCCCGAUCGCAGCCUGUUCCUGGGCCCCUUCUCCUCGCCUCCCUCGUACCUGAAAGGCGAGUUCCCUGGCGACUACGGGUGGGACACGGCGGGCCUGUCGGCUGACCCCGAGACGUUCGCGAAGAACCGCGAGCUGGAGGUGAUUCACUCGCGCUGGGCGCUGCUCGGCGCGCUUGGCAUCGUGUUCCCCGAGCUUCUGGCGCGCAACGGCGUGCCGCUGGGCGAGGCGGUGUGGUUCAAGGCGGGCGCGCAGAUCUUCAGCGAGGGCGGGCUCAACUACCUGGGCAACCCCAGUCUCAUCCACGCGCAGAGCAUCCUCGCCACGCUCGCCGUCCAGGUGGUGCUGCUGGGGCUGGUGGAGAGCUACCGCGUGGGCGGGCUGGAGGGAUCCAGGAGGUGGACGACCCGAUCUACCCGGGCGGAGCGUUCGACCCGCUGGGGCUGGCGGACGACCCCGACGCGUUGCGGAGCUGAAGGUGAAGGAGCUGAAGAACGGGCGGCUGGCGCAGGUGGCGGUGCUGGGCUUCUUCGUGCAGGCCAUCGUCACCGGCAAGGGGCCCCUCGAGAACCUCGCCGACCACCUCGCCGACCCCGCCGCCAACAACGCCUGGGCCUACGCUCAGAACUUCAGCGGUUCUAGGACAAGGGUUUCAUAAUUUUGGGGCA
Molecule: messenger RNA, 737 nt
Organism: Closterium sp. NIES-67
Lineage: Eukaryota; Viridiplantae; Streptophyta; Zygnematophyceae; Desmidiales; Closteriaceae
Source: the annotation of a GenBank genome assembly